This is a messenger RNA of Aspergillus nidulans FGSC A4, 1519 nucleotides long. RefSeq names its product wax synthase family protein. The transcript has 2 exons. Gene Ontology annotation, cellular component: membrane. Bases 1 to 1263 code for a protein of 420 amino acids. The record is from RefSeq and is a predicted model, not a curated record. Gene Ontology annotation, biological process: lipid metabolic process. Gene Ontology annotation, molecular function: acyltransferase activity, transferring groups other than amino-acyl groups. NCBI's taxonomy places the organism in Eukaryota, Fungi, Ascomycota, Eurotiomycetes, Eurotiales, Aspergillaceae.
AUGACUGAAUAUCAAACAGUGUCUAGGCUGUCCUUUCUGACCGCCACGCAAACCCUGAUUCCCCCUGUUGUUGUGAUUGCGACACCAAAGGGCUCAAUCUUGCGCUAUGUGUCCAUCCCGUGUAUGAUUUGGGUCUGGAGUUUGAUGCUGUACCCUGUCGAAAAGCCGUCGUAUUUGGCGGUCACAUUCGCCGCUGGUGGUUGGAUGCACAUCAUUACAGCUCUCGAUGUUCUAUUAAUUAACCCCAAAUGUGCGGGGGAUUUUGUCGACGCUGAUGGGAAGAUUCAGAGCCAUUUCUCCCGUCUUCGAAGUGCCAUAGGGCUUAUGGGUAAUCCACGGAAGCUCAAUACACCUAGGGAAGCAAAAAAUACGCCUCCUGUCCCAAAAUACUAUACGAAAAGCAGCCCGACAACUAUCCCACGAGGCCGCUUCUUGAUCCGAGAAUCUGCAAUUGCAGCGUGGCAAUAUUUGGCUCUAGAUGUAUUGGCUUUACAAGCCGCCAAAUCAGCUCUGGAGAAAAAGGAAAAAGCAACGGUCCACUAUUCUCAACCCACCGACAACUUAUGGGUGGAAGUCUGGAUCGAGAACGUCAUCGCCGCUUUGGUGGCUUGGUUUGUUUUAUCACGAAUUCUGAUCAGUUUCUAUUAUCGCUUGUUGUCCACUAUCUCUGUGGCUCUGGGACUUUCGUCGCCGGAAUCGUUCCCACCGCUAUUCAAUAAGAUGACUGACGCGUACACAUUACGAAACUUCUGGGGAAAAUUCUGGCAUCAGAUUCUACGAGUAGAUUUCACAGCUGUGAGCAACUUUGUUACCUGUAAGGUACUCAGUCUCCCUAAACCAUCAAUACUAGAACGCUACACCAACGUGUUUCUGGUCUUCUUCCUCUCGGGUAUUCUACACAUCACAAAUGACGUUGUUAUGAAUGUCCCUAUACGCGACUCCGGUGCUAUGACUUUUUUCUUGUCUUUCACUAUUGGAUACAUGAUUGAAGAUGGCGUCCAAGCUGUCUGGAAACAAUUAUAUGGCUCUCAGAAAGCUCCUCAGGAGCCAGAGCUAUGGAAAAAGGCUAUUGGGUUUAUUUGGGUUGUGGCAUUCCUGGCGAUAGCAUCGGCUGGAUAUUUUAGGCCAUCGCAGACGCGACCAGAGAGUCAGUUGGCAUUCGUGCCUUGGAGUGUCACAGAGAUUAUUGGUCUUGAUGUCGUGGUAGGCAUGAUUGCGUUUGGUGCGGUUGUCUUGAGGGUCGUCUUUGAAUGUGAGAUCUGAAGCAGAUGUAUUCGGAACUCGCUCUCUUUAUUGACAGGGUUACCGACAAACACGGAGGCCUGAUAAAGUCUCUCCAUAACCGACCGUGAAAGAGCUGUUCGUCUGAUCUUCCCAUUCUCUAACAUAGUGAGCUACGCUGCAUGAACCAUACUGAAGGGAUAUUAUUAGCGCACACGUCCGCUAAAUGGGCAAGGUUACCCAGUGUCCAUUUGUUGACUGGUAUAUACAUGGGCGAAAUAAUACUCCUUUCUUUGGC